GGAUCUCCGCCUCCGCCGCUCCUGGUCACAUGACACCGCUUCUUUAACCAACAUGGCUGCCGAGGACCUGCCGUCUGAUUUUGACAUUGUCAUUCUGGGCACAGGUCUGGCUGAGUCGGUGGUAGCGGCUGCCUGCUCAAGGGUUGGACAAAGGGUUCUUCACCUGGACAGGAGGAGUUAUUAUGCUGCUAACUGGGCUAGCUUCACGUUUAACGGCCUGCUCACCUGGAUCCAGGAGCAGAAUGAGGAGACCAAACCAGAGGAGGUUAAGGAUUGGUCGAGUCUAAUGGAGGAAGGGGAGGAGCUAAUACACCUGUCCAAUUCAGACUCCGCCUCUAUCACUAACGUGCAGGUGUUCAAUUACACCAGUGAAGAAGAGGACGACACUCAGAGUGCUGAUGCUUCAAACACCACAGAAGAAGAGAAAGCAGCUGAUGAAGAUGCAGUGAAAGAGUCCUCGGAGACAGAAUCUGCAGAUUCAAAGGAAGAGGAGGAAGCUGGAGCUGCUGAGGAGCAGCCUGCUCAGACAGAAGGGGAGGAGCCUGAGGCUGAACAGCCACUCCCCUCUUCUCCUUCAAACCAAUCAAAACCGGCCAGAAAGAAGGUCAGCUACGCUCAGCUGGUGAAGGAAGGACGGAGGUUCAACAUCGACCUGGUCUCCAAGCUCUUGUUUUCUCGUGGCUCAUUGGUCGAUCUGCUCAUCAAAUCAAACGUCAGUCGCUACGCUGAGUUCAAGAACGUCACCAGGAUCCUCACCUAUCGCCAUGGUAACGUAGAGCAGGUGCCCUGCAGCAGAGCUGAUGUGUUUGCAAGUCGUCAGCUGUCAGUGGUUGAGAAGAGGAAGUUGAUGCGCUUCCUGACUUCCUGUAUGGAGGAGACAGAGGAGCAGACAGCCUACAACGGCCGACCAUAUUUGGAAUUCCUGCGUGAUCAGCAGCUGGGGGAAAGCCUGCAGCACUUCCUGCUUCAUUCCAUCGCCAUGGUAACAGAAGACACGCCCACAGAGGAAGGCCUCGCCUCUACGCGUCACUUCCUGCGUUGCCUUGGCCGCUACGGCAACACGCCCUUCCUUUUUCCUGUAUAUGGCCUUGGAGAGAUCCCCCAGUGCUUCUGCAGGAUGAGCGCCGUGUUCGGAGGGAUCUACUGCCUGAGACACUCGGUCCACUGUCUCAUCGUGGACAAGGACACCAACAGGUGUAAGGCGGUGAUCGACAGCCGCGGGCAGCGCAUCAGCUGCAGCCACGUUGUGGUGGAGAACAGCUACCUGGACGCAGACAGGAAGCAGAUGGCCCCGCCCCCCAGGUACCUGAGCCGAGCCGUCCUCAUCACGGACUCGUCGGUUCUGCCCUCAGAUUCUGACCAGCAGAUCUCGGUGGUGACGGUUCCGCCCGGCGCAGCAGGAGGUCCGGCAGUGAAGAUGGUGGAGCUCUGCUCGUCCUCCAUGACCUGCAUCCCUGGAACACAUUUGGUCCACCUCACCUGUCAGUCGGUUGGCUCCGCCCACGAGGACCUGUCGCCGUUGGUAACCAGGAUGUUCAGAACCACCGAGUCUCAGAACGAAGACCAGCGUCCCUCCGUCCUCUGGUGUCUGUUCUUCAACAUGGCCGACGGCUCCACGCUGGAGGUCAAAGGUCACCAGCUGCCAUCCAACGUGUACGUCUGCUGCGGUCCAGACGGAGGUCUGGGACACGAACACGCCGUCAAACAGGCGGAGUCCAUCUUCCAGAAGAUCCUCCCAGAGGAGGAGUUCUGUCCUCCUGCUCCCAACCCUGAAGACAUCAUCUAUGAUGGGGAGAGCAGCAGCGCCGUGGACCAGGACCUUCAGGAGGAGAGCCGUGGACCGGACCAGGACCAGAAUCAGGAGAACCAGAACCAGGAGAACCAGCCUGAGGAGUGACUCUUCAUCCUGAGAACAUUGUGGGUCAAAGGUCAGCUCCAGCAGGGAGCCAGGAGCUGCUCUCCAUUCAUCCUGAGCGUCUGUUGCCACCUGCUGCCCACAUGCUGAACUGCACCUGAUUGGCCCGUCAGAACCUCAUUAAAACUUUACUGUACCAUGUUAA
Messenger RNA from Fundulus heteroclitus (mummichog), 2060 nucleotides. RefSeq names its product CHM Rab escort protein (gene chm). The transcript is spliced from 17 exons. Gene Ontology annotation, molecular function: GDP-dissociation inhibitor activity. Gene Ontology annotation, cellular component: nucleus; cytosol; Rab-protein geranylgeranyltransferase complex. The coding region runs from base 53 to 1897 and encodes 614 amino acids. Lineage: Eukaryota; Metazoa; Chordata; Actinopteri; Cyprinodontiformes; Fundulidae. The record is from RefSeq and is a predicted model, not a curated record. Gene Ontology annotation, biological process: intracellular protein transport; vesicle-mediated transport; protein geranylgeranylation.